Messenger RNA from Aspergillus aculeatus ATCC 16872, 1029 nucleotides. RefSeq lists its product as uncharacterized. The coding region runs from base 1 to 1029 and encodes 342 amino acids. The transcript is spliced from 2 exons. The record is from RefSeq and is a predicted model, not a curated record. NCBI's taxonomy places the organism in Eukaryota, Fungi, Ascomycota, Eurotiomycetes, Eurotiales, Aspergillaceae.
AUGCUCGACUCCGAUUUCUCUACAGACGUGCCGAUGUGGUUUCCAUUGGACUCGUUAGAGGACCAGGCUUUCGCUCUAGGCUCGGAGCUUGUCGGCGAAGACUUGUACGGGAACCAGCUGGGUGUCAAUGAAUUUGACCUGUCGUCUGCCCAUUUGUUGAGCCUGGAGCUUUGCGCCGACUAUGAGUCGGCAAUGGCACAAGCUGCUUCGGACCAAUUUCGGGUUCCCCAUGUAUCAGGGAUUCCUGAUACGCCAGCCUCCUCAGGAUUCGUGGAUAAACUGACCUCGAUAUUUGAAGAAUCCACUUUCAACACUACCCCCGAUUCGAAGUCUUUCCCCGCCCACCUCUCCCUCGAUGACCUUCUCCGUUCGACCUCCCAAUUAGCCACCGAGCGAGCCCUCUACAUGAACAUUCCGGGAGCUAUCUCGUCACCACAGUCGUCAUCGCACGAUAGCCUCAGCGCUGGGCCCCCAUUCGGCCAAUCGCCCAUUACGCAAGAGCCCUGCAGCUCGCCGGGAAUGAGCCAUCAAUCAUACAGUGGGAGUGAGGGAGACUGGGAACGGGAGUGCAAUUUGAGAGAGCCCGCACAGUACUAUCGGCUUCCAGACAUGGGACUGUCGGACAGCCUGCCGCUCCCUCCUUACCCCCUCGACGGGAUGAUGAUGUCUGAGCCUCCGUUCAACGACCCACACCCACCUACUAUUACGUUGCAAGCAGGUUCGGAGCAAACUUGCAGCCGCGGGGUCAAAGGCAAGGCCAGGGCAGAGUACACUGGAAUGAAUGAUAACAAUGGACUGAAAUCCCCCAAUGCGAUGGAAGGACUGACCCCGCUGGAAAUGCCUGACGGGAGCACCCGGUUCACCGCAAAUUGGCUCCCCGUGGACCCUGAAGGGGGCUUCACAAUCCGAGACCCCUCCGUCGACCAUUUCAACCAUCUCAACGACGACCCUCUGGACAUCGACCCGAUGAUCGAGUGCUAUGCGCAGAAUGCAUUCAUCUCGGUCCCCACGGAUACUGGAUUCCCUUGA